AUGCUGGUGGGGAUCCACGACCUGGAGCAGGCGGCCCGGGAGCGGGCUGGAGAGGCGGCAGCGGGGGCGGCCGACCAGAGGCCCCCACCAUCACAGGGCCAGAAGUCCCUCUACUGCACCGCCAUAGAGGCCAUCCAAGGAGAGGCACAUGGCAAGGGAGCACUGGACACUGAGGACAAGUGAGUAUUAUGCAUACUCUUUUGUUUCAGGAGCUUACAGGGCCAAUGAUUGGUUACCUUGUAUGUCCGCUACACAUCUCGAUUUGAUCAUUAGACACGUUACGUCUGCAUAUCUGAAGUAAUAGGAUAUAUAUUGUAGGCUGCUGGUAAGUUCAAAUUUAGACUAAAAGGACUUGUGUGUUAGUGUAUGAUGUAUUCUCAAUGUCCUUGCAGCAUGGGAGGUAUUCCGGCAUGCAACUCCAAGGGCAAGAGGAUGCUGUUGUACAUUGGCAUAAUCGACAUUCUGCAGUCCUACAGGUAACUACUGCUCUCAUUAUACGUAGUGGUAUAUAAAUAGUUUUGUCUGUAUUUGUGUGUCUGUCUGAAGUAUGUGUGAAACUAUGAAUACAUUAGGCAGUCCCUCCAGGAUUUUGCAAUUCUGCGAUCGCAAGAUUUUUAGCAAAAUCUACAAUUCUCCGCAUUUGAUGCAAGGACUUGCAAAUUUGACAACACUGCACUAUUACCGAAUAAAACCAUCAAAUCAUAUAACUGUCUGAUCACCACACUACAAAGAGGACUCGCAGUUAACCAAUAGCCACACUUUUACAGCAUAAAAUGUUUCAAUCAAACGACACAAAUGUUUUCCCCCGUCAGCCCAUUUGUGACAAAUUGGACAAUCAUUGCAAAUUGCCAAGCUAAAUAUCAGAAUUGCCUCUGCAAAAUGAAGAAUUUUGGCCCACAACUAUCACCAAAACACGCUGUAGAAUCCUGGAUGAACUGAUUAGGUCUGUAGCAUGGUUGGGGUCAAUUCAGGAAGUAAACUGAAAUUCCAUUUCCAGUUCUCUUCAAUGUUUUUCAAUUAGGAAAAAUUGGAAUUUGGUUUCACUUCCUGAAUUGACUGGAAUUAAAAUGUAAGUGACUCCAACCCUGGUCUGUUGUAAGCAACCGAAGUCUUGUGUUUGUGGUCAGGUUUGUGAAGAAGAUAGAGCAUUCCUGGAAAGCUCUGGUCCAUGACGGGGUAAGAGUUCAGACAGACUAUCCUCUGUGGUGACCUUUUUCAUAAGCUGUCUGGUAUUAGUGCUACUAUUUUAACCCCUCUUUCUUCUAGGAUACAGUGUCAGUGCACAGACCAGGUUUCUACGCAGACCGCUUUCAGAAAUUCAUGUGCAAUACAGUCUUCAAGAAGAUUCCAUGUAAGCACUUGAGUGUUACUCUACAAAACCUCUCUCUCCACACUAUGGCCGCGUUCCGAUUCUCUACCCUUCUCCAGAAGUGUGCACUCCCUGUCAUGUAUUGAAAAGGAAUGGACUAUUGUGAGGAAUACGGUGGAAACUCCUUCCAGCCAUGCUUGCACCAAUACAAUGCUUUUAAAUGCAUAAUGGGGCGUGAACGAGUGCACACUUCUUGAGAAGGGUAGAGAAUCGGAACGCAGCCAGAGUAGCAGUCCUCUCACCACCCCUUCCUCUCCUCCAGUGAAGACAUCCCCAUUAAAGAAGAGCCGCGUGGGGACCCAGGGAGUUUUACGGAGGGCCAACACUGCAGGCUCCAGACCCUCUCCAUUCCCCCAGCCCAGCAGUAGCCGCAGCCUAGGAGUCCCACACUCCCAAAGUACCGAGACUGAGGGAGUCAGCAGUGAGCAAUGGGAGGAGGAAGGGAGGGAGGGUUUAGGAAAGGGAGGGGAAUUUUGGAAGAAAUGUAAUGUGGAUGACAUUGGUGAUUGAUUUGUUAUUAAGGAUAUAGUUGUCAUUGGAAGUUACAGUUAAGAGCACAUCCCAGGGCUUGACGCCUUUUACUAAUGAUUUAUCCCCCCCCCCAGUAGUGCAGUCAGGACGCCCUGACAUACUCCCAAAGACCCCCACACACGAUGUUGUCACCAGUAACUCUGGUGAAACAACCCUCUUCAACUCCUUGUUGGGAAGCUUGGCACUCUCUACCACAGCUCCCUCCAUCAGGUGUGUGUGUCUUUCGCCAAGCUGUCCUGUUAUGCUGUUGUAUUGAGUCAUUUCCCAUGGUCUCAUCACUACAUCACUUCUGUGUCAUGUUUAUAUGGUUGAAUCAUGCUUUUAUUAAUCUGUUCUCAAAGGUCUGUGGGAGAGGAGGUGCAUGAGGCAGCCAGCACAGAGCAGGACGCUAGCACCCCCAAAAGGUAAGGAAGGGAAAUGCAUUCUCCCAGACCUUUCCACUAUAAGGUAUAUGCUCUACACACACACAAACAAAUUCUAUCUUGUCCUCAGUUUUGAAGCAGUGACAUCAGUGUCGUCAGUUGACGAGCGUAUCGGUGGAGAUGACGUAAUCUCACUCAGUGACAUAGUUCCUCAGACAAGCAGCUGUUAU
Molecule: messenger RNA, 2492 nt
Organism: Coregonus sp. 'balchen'
Lineage: Eukaryota; Metazoa; Chordata; Actinopteri; Salmoniformes; Salmonidae
Source: the annotation of a GenBank genome assembly